GCGGAACAACAGUCCCUAUGAAAAACAACAACAAUCACUACAGCAGGGCUAGGAAAAGAGAUGGCCCCCUGAAGACCAGCACCUCUGGCCCUUAACACAGUAGUAAUCCCAGCCCGACUGCUGCUAUUUCCGCCGGAGCAUUAUAUGUCGAUGGUGCCGAGCCCAUGAACUUGGCUAGUCAAAGCGGGGAUGCUGGCGGAAGCCAGCUCCUGUUCGCCAACUUUAACCAGGACAACACGUCCUUAGCUGUUGGCACCAAAUCAGGAUACAAGUUUUUCUCCCUGUCCUCUGUGGACAAGUUGGAGCAGAUAUAUGAAUGUACGGACACAGAGGAUGUGUGUAUCGUGGAGCGUCUGUUCUCCAGUAGCCUGGUGGCCAUCGUCAGCCUCAAGGCCCCCAGGAAGCUCAAAGUAUGUCACUUCAAGAAGGGAACUGAGAUCUGCAACUACUCCUAUUCCAACACCAUACUGGCCGUCAAGCUCAACAGACAGAGGCUGAUCGUGUGUCUGGAGGAGUCGCUUUACAUUCACAACAUCCGAGACAUGAAAGUGCUGCACACUAUCAGAGAAACUCCACCUAAUCCGUCGGGACUGUGCGCCCUGUCCAUCAGCAACGACAACUGUUAUCUUGCCUACCCAGGCAGUGCUACGAUAGGAGAGGUUCAGGUGUUUGACACAGUCAACCUGCGAGCGGCUAAUAUGAUUCCAGCCCACGACAGCCCAUUAGCGGCUCUAGCUUUUGAUGCCAGCGGAACCAAACUGGCCACAGCCUCAGAGAAGGGCACAGUCAUUCGUGUCUUCUCGAUCCCAGAGGGACAGAAGCUCUUUGAGUUUCGAAGAGGAGUCAAAAGGUGUGUGAGCAUCUGCUCACUGGCGUUCAGUAUGGAAGGCUUGUACCUGUCGGCCUCAAGCAACACAGAGACAGUCCACAUCUUCAAAUUAGAGACACAGAAGGAGAAAUAUGUGCCAGCGGAGGAGCCCACUACAUGGGGAGGUUACCUGGGCAAGGUCCUGAUGGCGUCCACCACCUACCUGCCGUCCCAGGUAACGGAAAUGUUCACACAGGGGCGAGCCUUCGCCACCGUACGUCUGCCCUUCUGUGGACAUAAGAACAUCUGCGCCUUAGCUGUGAUUCAGAAGAUUCCCAGGUUAUUGGUGGCAGCCGCUGAUGGUUACCUGUAUCUGUACAACCUGGAUCCACAAGAGGGAGGGGAGUGCACACUUAUGAAGCAGCACAGGUUAGACGGCAGCGCUGAGCCAUCCAAUGAGAUCCUUGAACAGGGGUCACAUGACCGCCCACUUGUGGCCCAGACCUACAGUGCUGCAGUCACUAAAGGUUACUGCGAAGAGCAGGGCGCCGUUGGAGGAGCGGGCCUGGAAGACGACCUCAACGACUUGCGCUUGGAGGAGGAGAACGAGCAACCGCCGCUCAUCCUCGAAACCGACUGACUUAGCGGACGGCUGUACCCACCAAUCAGAGGGCUCCUCUGGUGCUGCUAUGAACAUGUGACACAAGGGGGGCAGGGGCAGGAUCAAAGACUGGGGGUGUUUUUAAACGCUCAAAGUGUUCAAGAGCCUGUCUGUAAGUCUGUCUGUGCGUUUGUCUGUUCACAUACAUCUUAUUCUCCCUCCCCCCUUCCUCCCGCGCUCCCUUUCCCCUCAGUUCCGCCUGCGCAGGCCCAACUGACGCUUUGCAUGUACAUGUGCCAACCGCUAAAAGACAUGCUCCAAUUUGAAAACGAGUAUCUGUGAGUGUGUGCGUUGGACGUUUGAUCAAAAACAAAAAAAAAACACAAUGUAGCUGUGUCUUCAUUUAAGACACACACACUGACGCAAGCACUGUGUAAAACAAAAGUGAUUGUGUAAGUGCCUCGCUGCCCAAGUGUCAUGGUUUCUUCUGUUUGAGAGGAGGAUUCUGUUUUCAUUGGCUUAAUAAAAAUCUAUUUUCAGUUGUCAGAUCUUAAUCAAGGGUGUGUAUUCAUCUUUUUCUGACCCGUUUCCUCUCUCACACACAGUCACACUGCCCUGCGAGGAGCGUGGCUCCCAUCACGUGGCUCAACCUUUCCCCUCCAAAGAACGAUUCAGAAGCUUUUGGCAUGAGGCAGAGGUGUUUGCGAACCAGAGUGUGUGUCUGUGCGCUUGUGCUGGGAACCCAUUUGUGCGUGCGUGCGUGCGUGCGUGUGUGUGUGUGUGUAUGCCGGGCAUGUACAUUAGCAAAACACUGAGUAACUAGCCUCCACUUGUGUGUGUGUGUCCCUCCCCCCGCCUCACUUUUACCUCAUCCAAACAGAGGCUCAGUGGACCUUCCUGCCCCCCUCCCUCCCUUCCUCAGGCCUGCAGUCAUUGGUUGAUUAAAACUCUGAUAUUAAUGAUCUUUUUUUUCUUAAAUCUAGAUAACCAAUCAUAACCAAUGAUGUGUCAUGCGUAUGAAAACAUGCAUGGUGUUGUUGACGUGGUACUUUGUCCAUACAUCGGAAGACAUUUGGGAAGGCAGUCUGUGGGUCAGCUGAGAAAUGCAGGAAGCUGCUUAAUCUCUACUCUGUACAUUAGUAGAUGUGGCGAGAUAUCACUGUACCAUACUGUCAGGUUAUGACCGGGGCUUUGAGAUGUUACGCUGUGGGUCGGUGGGUGCGUGGCCAUCGAGGGGACUGUUACAUUUCGAUUGAUCUGGAGCUCGGGCUGAGCCUCAACAACUGGUCCAGGAUGCUGCAUGAUUCCCCAUUAAUCCUCUGGCGUCUGCAGCCGCUGGACAAGGAUUAGUCGCGGGAUUUUGGAGUGUCGGGCAUUUUCUAAUGAUUUUGUAUAAAAUGUGAAACGUUCAUCUGAAACUAAAAUGAAAAUAAAUUCCAUGUUGAUGUAUGAGA
Acanthopagrus latus (yellowfin seabream) is the source of this 2863-nucleotide messenger RNA. It is a transcript of the gene wipi2, whose product is annotated as WD repeat domain, phosphoinositide interacting 2. Gene Ontology annotation, biological process: nucleophagy; autophagy of mitochondrion; protein lipidation. Gene Ontology annotation, cellular component: phagophore assembly site membrane; extrinsic component of membrane; cytosol. The transcript has 12 exons. NCBI's taxonomy places the organism in Eukaryota, Metazoa, Chordata, Actinopteri, Spariformes, Sparidae. The coding region runs from base 165 to 1448 and encodes 427 amino acids. The record is from RefSeq and is a predicted model, not a curated record. Gene Ontology annotation, molecular function: phosphatidylinositol-3,5-bisphosphate binding; phosphatidylinositol-3-phosphate binding; protein binding.